UUUAUAUUCCCAACGUGUUGCUGAUGAACAGUUAGCAACUAGGUGUUUGAAGAUGGGAUUUCGACUAGUUCUGCUUUUGGUUUUCCUCUACGGGGGAAAGUGUGAAGUUAAGCAGGAUUUGGGGGGCGAGUGGUCGCUCAAAGAUGAGACUGAAGAAUACAAAGAUUUGUCGGCAACGGUCCCGGGUGGGAUUUACACCGAUUUAAUGAACCCAUCAAACAAAAUUCUGGGCAAUAUUUACGCCGGUUUUAAUGAUAUUGAGUACAAAUGGGUGGCCAGAUACAACUGGACUUAUUCCACCACAUUCCAAGUGCAAGAAGAUCUAACCAAACGUGACGUUAUCAAUUUGGUUCUUGAGGGUGUGGACACGUUCGCCACAAUUUUUAUCAAUGACGUUAAAGUGGGCACGACCGAAAAUAUGUUCGUGCGUUACAUUUUUGAAAUCACCAAUACACUCAAGGCCGGUGUUAACACCAUCACUUUAAAGUUCGAUUCUCCGAUUACGGUUAGUGAGGAAUUGGCCAAGAAACAGGCCGAAGACUACGCUGUGCCCCCCGAUUGUGUCCCCGAUUCGUACAAGGGUGAAUGUCAUGUUAAUUUUAUUCGGAAAAUUCCGGCUUCGUUUUCCUGGGACUGGGGGCCAGCUUUCCCCUCAGUUGGGAUUUGGAAAGACAUUUACUUGGAGGCUUUUUACGUAACUACGAUCAGAUACGUAGUUGCUGAAGUCAUAGACAGUGGAGACAACUGGCUUUUGUCAAUUGAUACGUAUUUUGCCCCCAAGACAACUGGGAUUACAGGCAAGCUGGACGUUUCGUUACAAACCAAACGUGAACCAAUCCAAACCUCCAGUGAGGUAAUACUGGGUGAACCAAACGAACAUGGGGAAAUUUUCGUAACAACUAAUGUAACAGUACCUAAAUCGUCGGUUGACUUAUGGUGGCCCAAUGGUUACGGUAAACAACCCCUUUACACCCUCAAUGUGACUUUUACCAAUGACAAAGAAUCGAGCACGAGUCAGAAAAAAAUUGGGUUUAGGAAAAUUGAGAUAAUGCAAGAUGAGCUUGACUCGGGCCUUGCGUUUUAUUUCAAAGUGAACAAUGUCCCGAUUUAUGCAAUGGGUGUUAACGUCAUCCCUCUUGAUAUCCUCCCGGAAGAGAGCUACAAAAGGGAAACUGUUGAUCGUUUACUCGCCGCUGUGGCCGAAUACACUGAAAUGAACAUGUUGCGAGUGUGGGGCGGGGGCGUUUACGAGUCGGAUUAUUUUUACGAAAUGGCCGAUAAAUACGGACUGAUGAUUUGGCAAGACUUCGUUUUUGCCUCGGCCAUGUACCCCGCAAAUGCCGAAUUUCUGAGCAAUGUGCAGCGGGAAGUAAAUCACCAAGUUAAGAGGAUCCAAAGUCACGCGAGUCUGGCCGUUUGGGGCGGCAAUAACGAGAACGAGGGCAAUUUAGCAUCGAACCAUUUCAAUACCGCUGAUAAUUUCGAUGUUUACAAGGCGGAUUACAUAAAGCUGUACAUCGACACUGUUAGGGACGAAAUGAGGCGAGCAACGAAAAAUGCUAAUUUUGUCAAUUCGAGUCCCACGAAUGGGAUUCAAACGGACAAGGAGGGAUACGUUGCGAGUGAUCCUGGCAGCAAUUUUUACGGCGACAAGCAUUAUUAUAACAAUAAGAAAGACAGUCUGGACGAAAGUAUUUUUCCCACACCGAGAUUUUCGUCCGAGUACGGCUACCAGUCGUUACCAAGUGUUACUUCCUGGCUCACCGUUGCCAAUUCAAGUGUCUUAAACCUUAACAGCGACUUUAUGAAACACAGACAACACCACCCUGAUGGAAACGAUCCGCUGAAAAACCUUAUCGAAUUCCAGAUGGAGCUCCCAAGCGAGGAUAACGAAUAUUACGAUGAAGCUGUCAUUUAUUACACACAAAUUAUUCAAGCAAUGUCUGUAAAAACCGAAACGGAGCAUUAUCGCCGAUUUAUGGGGCGAUUCGAUGACCAAGGCCAGGGCAACACGAUGGGGGCCCUCUUCUGGCAACUCAACGACGUUUGGGUGGCCCCUAGUUGGGCCUCGAUUGAUUACACGGGCAGGUGGAAAAUGCUGCACAAUUUUGUCCCCAAUUUCUUUUCGCACGAAUUAGUCACGGGCCAUUACAAUAAAGAUAGCAAAAAAUUGGAAAUUUAUCACAUGUUGAAUAAACCAAAUGUGGAUGGCGAAAAGUGGAUCAAUUUGACGGUUUAUUCGUGGGAGUCGUUCACCCCUCUCAACGUUACCCAACUUAUCGGAGAAUUUGAGCCUUUGGUGGCAAGACUAGUUGCAUCAUACGAUGUGGACCAAUUUUUGUCCGAUUCCGGGUGUGGCGCUGCAGAUGUAGCAAAAUACAACUGCUUUGUGCAUAUUGUUGGUGGGAAAGACGGCACAGUUUUGACCCCGUCUAAUUACUUUUUCCCUUCAAAAUUUAAGGAAGCUAAACUUAAAAACUCCAAUGUUGAGAUUAUUUCAGUUGAUAUGAUUGACGCGAAAGGCUUGCGCUUCCACGUGUGGGUGAAAGCCGACGCCCCUAGUCUUUUCGUUUGGUUGGACCCGCACGAUAUUAAAGGCCACUUUCUUGAAAACGGUUUUAUUCAACACUCUCUUGUUACAACAGUCACUUUUAUAGCAGAUUCACCAACAACAAGCGAAGAUUUGAAACAAGCGCUUACAGUGACUCAUCUAAGAGACCCUAAGUAUUUUAUUUCACGGAAAUAAGUAAUACAUGAAUUAAUAAUUUUAUUUAAUUCAUCAAUUAUAAAUAAAGUGUCUUUUAAACAA
This is a messenger RNA of Tribolium castaneum (red flour beetle), 2809 nucleotides long. Its product is annotated as beta-mannosidase. The record is from RefSeq and is a predicted model, not a curated record. Gene Ontology annotation, molecular function: beta-mannosidase activity. Gene Ontology annotation, biological process: carbohydrate metabolic process; glycoprotein catabolic process. Lineage: Eukaryota; Metazoa; Arthropoda; Insecta; Coleoptera; Tenebrionidae. Bases 53 to 2746 code for a protein of 897 amino acids. The transcript has 11 exons.